CAGACUGACUAAUGGUUUACAAUGAAAUUAAAGCAUUCAAAGCGGCACUCUACUGGUUGUCCACAUGAAGGUGGGUAUACAGUUAACAAGGAGCACUCAUUAUGCAGGCUGUGAAAACCUGCAUAAUGACUUCUGCUGCUCAGAACCAGCUUUGUCAAGUUCUGACCCUGAUGAUAUGAUGGUUGAACUUGAGACUUCAACUUAGAGUGUGUUACAAAGUGUGGACGUGGAGGGCGGACUGUUAAACUGGGUAGAAUUAUUAUGAGGUACGAGCUUGGCUCAAGCUUAGGACUAAAAGUCAGGAUCUCUCUGUCUGUGUUGCUUUUUAUUUUAUUUUUUUAAUGCGUCAUCUUUAAGAGCAAUAUGAAAUUGCUGGAAUAUUCCUUUAAGGAAUACAGAUGCUUUAGGACAAACAAAGAAGAAACAGAGAAAUAUCAUGAAUCAGAAACCUUCAAAAACAUUACAAAUCACAUACUAGUAUGUAUCUGACCAUAAAAUACUAAACACGGCCACAUUUGUUUGUUAGAUCACUUUUUAAAGGUUUUAACUCUUGUUGAUAAUGUUUCAUACAGUUCUGUUAAAUAAGAUGACACAAUCGAUAACCAAAUUACAUUUCAAGUUUAGACUUUGUUAUUUGUUACUUGCGCCAGUAAAGGACAGAGUAGAGGACACAUUUUGUCGAUGUUGUUGAUGAUGGAUUGAGUGUUUCUCUGUCAGGUAAAUAUUAGUUGUACUAAUAUUUUACAAAAAACCUUUAUUGUAUUCAUUCAUUAUUUUUAAUUAGAUUUUAUUGUCAGCCCACACUGCCAAAAAAAUAGACACUAAAGUCUUUGAUUAUCUAUGUGAAUAUAUCUGUGUCUGUGUGGCAUAUAUAACCUGUUUUUGUCCAGAAAGCAGAGGGAACAUAUAGCAGUCACUGCUGAAUGCUUCUUUGUGCUUCCUCUCAGGUUGGAGAGCAGUGUGAUGCACAGAUAUACUUAUCCAAGUACAUUUACUGUGGCACUUGAGUGCACCAGCAAUGGCACACAUUUUGCUGCUGAGAAAAUAACUACCAUUCUAGAGCCCAUCACCGACAUUGGUGUAAUCAGGUGCUAUGCUGAAAAGAUGUUUUUCCAUGCAGCCAACUGUAAAGCCCUGUAUGGACGGGCAUUUCAAAUUCAAAUAGAAGUAACAUCAGGUUCAAAUGUGACCUAUAGAAUCCAGAGUGAUGAAAUGGUCUUGUCCAGUUUAUCUGUGGUCAGAGGAAAUGUUCCCCACAACAUCACAGUGACCCAAGCGAUGGUGAAGCAGCUCGGGCCUGGCUGCCACCAGCUGACUCUUUAUGCAUCUAACGUGGUCACAUUCCCUGAAGUGUCCACAAACCUGCAGGUGUGUGUUUUGGAGAAAAUAGCUGGACUUCAGGCAUCUGUGCUGACAGAGAGGAACGACUGUCAGGACUCUCCAGAUAUUACUGUGGGUGUUUCCAUUGAACGGGGAGCGCCUGUGCUCCUCCUCUUCUCUCUGACAGGAGACAACAACUCAUUCUAUGAGACCAGAGAAAUGAAUGCAAGGAGGGGAAUUUUUAAUAUUGGAUGCCCAAAUCAAGGAACUGUACUAGUAAAACUCAGAGCGAAGAAUGUCUUCUCCGCUCUGGAAGUUGAUGUUGAUAUGUUUGCUUCCUGUGGCAAGGACUCAGUCAUUAAACCAAAUGGUCAUAAUGAUUGGUUGAGCUUUAACAAGAGACUGAGAAAGAAACAUAUCAGAGUUGUCAGAUCUAUAACAAGCAUCAUUGCAAAACCUUCAAAAUCAGUCUCCACCAGAAAUGAAGAAAUCACACUUGUUGCAGUAGCUGUGGGCGAGCAACAGGAGUGGUCAUGCAACCAUCCCUGUAAAUGUCAAGGAAAGUUCGAGAUGCUGAUUUACACCAUUAAAGGAGAAUGCCUACCAGAUCCAUUUCAUUAUGAUAAGUAUAAUUUCAGUGUGACAGAAAAAAGUGAUGUUAGUGAUGAAGAUGGAAAGAAAACAACUAAAUCCAUAUGCAUCACCCUUACCCCUAGGCUUGACACAAACUGGCUAAGGUACUUGAUCUUUUUAAAAAUCAUCUUCUCUGAUCAUUUAGAGCAUUGAAAUAGACAUUCUCAUUCAUGUUCUUGAUUCCUUAUCUGACUGAGUGUUUUCUUACAUUAGAGGUCUGUCAAAGCAGUGAAGCAGUAGGAUUAACACUUAUGACACUACUACUGAAGAAAUUAAACAACUUUAUUAAUGAGUUCACUUAUUGAGUGCUGCUCUUUUUUUAACACAAGUUUCAGAUUUGUUUUUUUUCAUUGAAUGUAACCUAAAGUAA
Lates calcarifer (barramundi perch) is the source of this 2323-nucleotide messenger RNA. RefSeq names its product polycystic kidney disease protein 1-like 2. The record is from RefSeq and is a predicted model, not a curated record. The transcript is spliced from 6 exons. Lineage: Eukaryota; Metazoa; Chordata; Actinopteri; Centropomidae. Bases 964 to 2106 code for a protein of 380 amino acids.